UCUUCUCCCCUGCGAGGUCGAUUUCGCGAACGAGAUCAUGGCGAACCUGAAUUCAUCGUUCUUACUUUUUCUCUCUCUAAACUUGUUCCAUAUAUUUCACACAGCCAUCGCCAGAGGCGGUGAACGUGAUUCAGGUUUUGUGGACAAAACAUAUGCUGCUUCAGGAAGGCAUUUGUUCGGGGAAAACCACUUUCAGAAACUUAAUACUUUAGCUCAUGGGUAUAUGACUAAUUCUGAUCUUGAGAAGGCUAUCAAGGCAUUCCAUGGUAGAUGUGGUCACUUAUCCAGGAUAUACAGUAUUGGGAAAAGUGUGUUGGGAGUUCCACUGUGGGUGAUGGAAAUUUCUAAUAAUCCUGGGAAGGAAGAGGCCAAGCCUGCUUUCAAGUUUAUUGGGAAUGUGCAUGGAGAUGAACCUGUAGGCCGUGAACUUCUCUUACUUCUAGCAAAUUGGCUGUGCGACAAUUAUAUGAAGAACCCCUUGGCGACAUUGAUAGUAGAGAAGGUGCACCUUCACAUCCUUCCAUCGAUGAAUCCUGAUGGGUUUUCACUAAGAAGGCGCGGUAAUGCAAAGGGCAUUGAUCUCAAUCGUGAUUUUCCGGACCAGUUCUUUCCAAUGAAUGAUGAUUUCAACAAAAGACAACCUGAGACAAAAGCGAUCAUGAAAUGGAUAAAAGAGAUGCGUUUCACUGCCUCUGCUAGUCUUCAUGGGGGAGCACUUGUUGCAAAUUAUCCAUGGGAUGGGACCGAGGAUAAAAGCAAAAGUUACUAUGCUUGUCCUGAUGAUGAAGCGUUCAGAUAUAUGGCAAAGUUGUAUAGCCACUCUCACCAUAACAUGUCUCGUAGCAAAGAAUUUGAAGAAGGAAUAACCAAUGGGGCUCACUGGUAUCCCAUAUAUGGCGGCAUGCAAGACUGGAACUACAUUUAUGGUGGCUGUUUUGAACUGACCUUGGAGAUCAGCGACAACAAAUGGCCUCCUGCUAAUGAGCUUCGCAUGAUAUGGCAAUACAACAAAAUGAGCAUGCUUGAUCUUGUUGCAAGCGUUGUGAAGUCAGGAGUACAUGGAAGGAUCUUUUCAUCAGAUUGUGGAGAGCCUUUGCCUGCAAAUAUUGCAAUAAAGGGUAUAAAUUACACGAUUAAAGCGAGUGAAAAAUUAGCUGAUUAUCAUCGAUUACUGGUCCCUGGACAACAAUAUGAAGUUAUGGCAAUGAUGCCCGGUUACAAAAAACGGACCACAACCAUUGUAAUGGGCGAUGAACCAAUGACGGUGGAUUUCAUACUCGAACCUGACAUCUCUCUCUCGAGCAGUUUUCUUCCAAAUCACUGCAGCAACAGGAGCAGUCUGAAAAUAUUCAAACUUGUAUCCAAGCCCCAUCUGCAGGUAUUUCUAACUUUAGUCUUAAUUAUUGCUUUUCUUUGUUUCCUAAUGAAACGGAAAGCGAUCGUUAACCAUUUCAAAGUGCGGAAGUCGGUAGGACAAAGACGAGUGUCCGCGGUAUAAGAUUCACACUGUUUUACCUUAUAAGAAAGAACCACAAAGAGUGUACAAUUUGUUUCUAUACAUAUGCACAUCUAUUGUUAUAUGAAGUUUGCAUUACACAUGAGAAUGAAUCUAAAGGAUUGGGUUCGAGUUUGUC
Messenger RNA from Cynara cardunculus var. scolymus (artichoke), 1634 nucleotides. Its product is annotated as carboxypeptidase SOL1. The record is from RefSeq and is a predicted model, not a curated record. Gene Ontology annotation, biological process: proteolysis. The transcript has 15 exons. Gene Ontology annotation, molecular function: zinc ion binding; metallocarboxypeptidase activity. Bases 38 to 1498 code for a protein of 486 amino acids. NCBI's taxonomy places the organism in Eukaryota, Viridiplantae, Streptophyta, Magnoliopsida, Asterales, Asteraceae.